AUUUAUUAGCUAUAAGAGGAGAGACCGGUUCUCCAGAUAUGCGUUGUUACUUGCGACACGUUACCGACGAGGGUAAAUUUCAGAACAUGAAGGACUUUAUAAACGCUCAUUGGAAUAUUUCGACUGACUCGGAGAUGCAGCGCAAUAUCUUGAUAGGCCAAUACUCGCUGUAUAUGACAUGUCCCUUGACGUUGUUUCAUGCUAUGCGAUUAUUGAACUGUGUCCCAAAAAACAAAGCUAUAGUCAUUCAUGUUGUAGGUGCAAAUGACUCGGAAGAAUUCAGCUUGAUGGGGUGGGAAAUUUUUCUGCGUUUAAUAGAGACCGCGAUGCCAGUGACGAUGAUAGUGAUUGGAUCGAAUUUACAGCGUAAUAUCCAUAUGUUGUCGGAGAACAAAAAUUUGAAAUUUGAUUUUUACGAUAUGUUAUACGAGAACUAUGUACGCAGCUCGUCAUUCGUAAAACCGGACUUGAUUGUAGGGUUUAACUCGUGUAUUGACCAGCAUAAACUUGGGUCCAGUAAGGAAACGUGGGCGCCGUCCAUUAAGCUGAUAGCGAAACAAAACUGUCCGUUCAUCUUAACGUCUCCCACGCUAUCUACAUUUAAGAAGGAGACAGACAUAAUAAACACAAUUCUGGGUAGAAAG
Temnothorax curvispinosus is the source of this 644-nucleotide messenger RNA. RefSeq lists its product as uncharacterized. The record is from RefSeq and is a predicted model, not a curated record. The annotation marks the transcript as partial. The transcript has a single exon. Lineage: Eukaryota; Metazoa; Arthropoda; Insecta; Hymenoptera; Formicidae. Gene Ontology annotation, cellular component: extrinsic component of mitochondrial inner membrane.